GGACAAGUGUUGUGAUCUUCUGAAUCUGGGUGCAGUUUGUGACCCAGAUGAUAAACGCCUGAAAAAAAACAAUCGACGAUGGGCAUGGCAAGCGGUGGUUGCCCUUGUGCCAAUUCACCCUCCAAUUGCCUUUUCUCGUGUGAUCCCUUACUCUCGGAAAGCACCAACUGCAGCUUCGCUAAAUUAUGCUCCGGUGUUUCUUUGCCCUUUUCGGAAAACGAUUCAGCAAAGUGCAGUCUUGAUUGCCACACUCAUAUUUGUCGUGCGGAGGGGAAGAUGGGGCAGAAUUCAGAGACCCGGUCACCUGGAUGUAUCUUCGUCGACACCGUACUGCCCGGGAAGAGGAAGAGGAAAACAAGAGAGAGGAGGGCUAAAGAGAGAGAAGUUAAGGUGUCUCGUUAUUUUAUGAAGAGUGGGAGUGGUUGCUCUCAAUUCCAGGGAGAGUCGAUUGUUGAUGUUGCAAGUAGCAAGGUUUUGGGAUGUGAUGUUGCUUUCCCUGCUGCAGUAUGUGGGAGGAAGGUUAGGAGGAAGGGGGAGAGGUUAGAGAAAGAAAAUCAAGAAAUUAGCAGAAAUGUAGAGAGUGGAUGUCCCCAUUUUGAGGAGGAUGUCUCUGCACUAUUGGUAGAUGAGAGUAAUCUUAAGAGUAACAGGAAAAUAAUAAGAAGGGAUGUAAAGAGCAGUGAUAGAGAUGAUGGUUUGAGCCCUGAAAUGAAGCAAUUAGAUGGAGCUGGGAGCGGCAAGAAGGGAGAACGAAAUAAGAAACGAAAAGGGCGUAUUACUUCCCCUUAUUUCAGGAAGAAAGGUGCGAAGGAUGAAAGCAUUGCUGUUGCCCCUGUUUCGGAGAAUGAUGGUGUUGUGAGCAAACAAAGAAAGAGGAUGACGAGUAAGACAAGCAGUACUAGAAAGGAAAUUUGUGAUUUUAAGAAAAGAGAGCGAAGAAAGAAUGAAAAUGAUGGAACUAGAGAUUCCAAGAAAUGUGUGAAGGAUGAGAAGAGAGUUUCUCAACUUGAAGUGCAGAAAUCUGCAGCAGUGUUUGAAGAAAGUGAUGUGAUACGAAGUAGGAAAAAGAAAAAUAAGAAGAUAGAAGAUAUAGAUGGUGAUCGCUACGAAAAACCGAAUGAUGGAGUUUCACGUACUUGUGAUAAUGUCAUGGAGGAAGAGCAGGCUGAAGCUUCAUGUUUGAGUGACCAGGCUCUUGGUAGUACACCAAAGACACAGGCCGAAAAGCUUUCCUUAGAUGACAUAUUAUCUCAAUUUGCAUAUACAGGUGGUGAAUGUUACCCGAACUCUGCCAAUUUCGCUCGCCACCCCCCUCCACUGCAGAAGAUAAAAGCAGUUGGUAAAACCGAAUGCAAUACUGCUGCUGAGAAUGAUGAUAUCUUGGGCGCAUCCAAGGACAUUGGUAGUCAAUCUACAAUUAGUCCCGAAAAUGAGAAUGAUGAUGUCUUGGGUGCAUCCGAGGACAUUGGUAGUCAAUCUGCAGUUAGUCUCGAAAAUGAGAAUGAUGAUAUCUUGGGUGCAUCCAAGGACAAUGGUAGUCAAUCUGCAGUUAGUUCCGAAAAUGAGAACUAUGAUAUGUUUGGUGCAUCCAAGGACAUUGGUAGUCAAUCUGCAGUUAGUCCCAAAAAUGAGAACGAUGAUAGCUUGGGUACAUCCAAGGAAAUUGGUAGUCAAUCUGCAGUUACUGUAAAAAAUGAGAAUGAUGAUAUCUUGGGUGCAUCCAAGGAAAUUGGUAGUCAAUCUGCAGUUAUUCUCGAAAAUGAGAAUGAUGAUAUGUUGGGUGCAUCCAAGGACAUUGGUAGUCAGUCUGCAGUUAGUCUCGAAAAUGAGAAUUAUGAUAUCUUGGGUGCAUCAGAGGACAUUGGAACUCAAUGUGCAGUUAGUCCUGAAAAUGAGAAUGAUGAUAUCUUGGGUGCAUCUGAGGACAUUGGUAAUCUAUCUUCAGUUAGUCUCGAAAAUGAGAAUGAUGAUAUCUUGGGUGCAUCCAAGAACAUUGGUAGUCAAUCUGAAGCUAGUCCCGAAAAGGAAAGCGAAGGAAGUAUCAGAAUUGGGAUUAAACACAGUGUUAUAGUGUCUCAGAGAAAGACAAAAGGCCGUGCAGGAUCCCGGGAGGUUCGUGUUAUUUCUCCCUAUUUUGCGACCGCAGAUAUUAAAAACAAUGUUAGUAGUACAAAGGGAGGAACCAUGGGAUCCAAGAAACCAAAAACUCAGAAGUUGUCUCGCUACUUUUGCAGCUUGCCUUCGAAGAACAUGAAUGAGAAUAUAGCCCUAUUUGAUAUUCCAGUUGAUUCUGUAGUUGGACAACAAGACGGAAAAAAAAAUAAAGUGCAACGAUCAAAAAGCAAGAAAAAGAAAGUUCCCACUCCAUGUCUAACUGCUGCCCAGAAAAUGGACGAGGCUUAUGAAAGAAAAACUCCGGAUAACACUUGGAAGCCUCCAAGAUCACCUUUUGAUCUCCUCCAAGAAGAUCAUGCAUUUGAUCCUUGGAGGGUUUUGGUGAUAUGUAUGCUUCUUAACCAGACUACAGGCCAGCAGGUUGGAAAAAUACUGUCCAAAUUUUUUGAGCUUUGUCCAGAUGCGGAGACUGCUACAAAGGUUGUCUCAAAGGACAUCGAGGAAGUAAUACGCAGUUUAGGUUUGCAUAAGAAAAGAGCAGAGGGGAUUCAGAUGUUCUCAAAGGAGUAUUUGAGUGAGAGAUGGACACAUGUAACUCAGCUGCCGUACGUGGGAAAGUAUGCAGCUGAUGCAUAUGCAAUAUUCUGUACGGGGAGAUGGGACCGUGUUGUCCCGGUUGAUCAUAUGCUCGUAAAAUACUGGGAGUUCGUCUCUGGGAAAUUACAAUAGGAAGAGCCUUCUCCUCUCUCUGUCUCUGUAGGUGUGUCACAGAUUCAUCAACCUCUCUCUCUCUUUAGGCAGCAGCCAUCAAUGUUGAUUUUUGGAUUUUUCCUGUUGUAUACACAGGCAGGAUCUCACAAUCUCAGAGUCUUCCACUUCAUAUCCAGCAAAACUUCAGUGGGAUGAGGCACAAACUGCAAUUCAGCAGUUCCAAAGCCUAAUGAAACAAUGUGGUUAUUCAUGGCUAGUGAAAGCAUCAUUGCAUGAUCUUUCAAGAACUUGGCAACUUGAAAGCAGGCAAGGCAUCACACAAGGCUGCUGACAGCACCCGCGCCCCUAAUGAACUGGCAAAGGAUUUGAACUUGAACUUGCUGUCAUUCUUGCAAUCUUCAACACAGGCAGCUCAGAUAAUGCCCAAGACAGACUUGAACACAAGUUGGUUUUUUACACUCUUAAUGUCCCCAACUUUUUACCUUACCUUGGAUGGCUGUAAUACUCAAGUAAAAGAGUUGGUGUUGAAGGAGAGGGGAUUGCAAGAGAAGCUGAUGUCAAAAAAACACCACUGUUUGGAUUCUUAUGAGAAGAAAUCCGGUGGUCGGGAUAUUGAGAAUAGAGUUGCCGCAAUCCAACAGAAAAUUAGAGUCUGUUUCUUUUGGGCUUUUUGGAUUUCAAUGAACUGCUUGAAGUUAUUGAUGAAAUCUGAAGGUGAUAGGUUAAUACUCGUGACUUGAAAUUGUUUUUAUGUGAACUGAGUUGAAAUUUUGUUGAGGAUUUAAUUUUGUUUUGUAUUGGGAAAGUUAUGCACUUAUAAAUUAGAAAUACUUAGGCCUACAAAUUAUAAAGUUAUGCAACUCCAUUCACAUCCUCAUUUUUUGUGUUUGCUACAGUGCGAUACACCAAUUAUGGUGUUUUUUAUUUUUUAUUUUUUUAUUUUUACA
Molecule: messenger RNA, 3773 nt
Organism: Andrographis paniculata
Lineage: Eukaryota; Viridiplantae; Streptophyta; Magnoliopsida; Lamiales; Acanthaceae
Exons: 6
Coding region: 79-2844 (921 amino acids)
Biological process (GO): base-excision repair
Cellular component (GO): nucleus
Molecular function (GO): DNA binding; catalytic activity
Source: RefSeq, a predicted model, not a curated record